Molecule: messenger RNA, 219 nt
Organism: Fusarium tjaetaba
Lineage: Eukaryota; Fungi; Ascomycota; Sordariomycetes; Hypocreales; Nectriaceae
Exons: 3
Coding region: 1-219 (72 amino acids)
Biological process (GO): proton motive force-driven ATP synthesis
Source: RefSeq, a predicted model, not a curated record
AUGGCUGGUAUCGCUUAUUACACCAUUGCUGGCAAGCAGGUCGCCGGUCACCACCUCGCCAUCGCCUGGUUGGGAACUCUCGUCGUCGGUACCAAGCUGGCCCUCUCUGGCGGCUCUUCCAAGCCCACUGCUACCGCUACUCCUCCCAUCAACGCCUCCAGCUCCGACGAGGCCGACUUCAUCAAGAACUUCCUUGAUCAGCAGGACAAGAAGAACUAG